AUGCAUUGCUUUUUUGCUGAGCUGGAGCCGUCUAUUCCCGUCAAGGAACAAAACCUGGCAGACCGAGUUCGGUACAUCAUGCGCUCGAAAAUAUUCGAUGAUGCCGAGCUCGAACGACUACGACGUGAGGCCAUUCCCUCGUCGAAUGAAUUGGCUACGGCUGGGGAUGAGGCUCCUCAGGCGACAGACCAGCUGCCACGCGUAGAAGCCGCCAUGGAUCUUCCAGUUGUGGGUGAUUCAGACGAUGAUGAAAUGGUCUCCCACGAACUAGAGCAAAUGAGGAGUAUAUUGGAAGAGGCGAUUUUGGAAACGCGCAGCAUGCCUCUCGAAAAUCGACCGCGGCUUCUCCGCAUACCCCUAAGCAAGCGAAAUCGGGCUGUCGUGAGGGCUCUUAACCCAAUGCUGGUAACCUAUUUGGAAGCCAACCGGGACUUUUGCGAGACGGACUCAGUUCUUUUUGGCGCCGCAGUGGCAGCUUGCCGUAUUAUUGGCGCCAAACUUCCCAUGGCUGGACGCGCUACUAAACAAAGUAGCGCCAUCCCAGCCUGGAGAAAAAGAAUUGAGGACCGUAUCGCAAAGGCAGGGGCCCUUAUCGGCAGACUGAUAAGCUUCAGGUCGGGUAAUAAUAGACCGAGGGUUGUGCGCACAGUUAGAAUGGCGUUUGCUGGGACAAAUAUCAGUUUGUCCCAGCCGGAUAUCACGCAGAAACUAACGGAGCGCAUAGACGACCUGAAGCAAAAGAUUGCUGCUUGGGGGAAGCGGAUUCGCCGAUUUACCGAGAGGUCAAGGCGGUUCAACCAGAAUCGUCUCUUCCAGAGCGAUCAGAAGAGGCUCUACAAAUCAUUGGAGCGACCAGAGAUAUGUGAAGCGGGCCCAGGACCGGAUCAGGCUAACACUGUCGCAUUUUGGCGUGGCCUGUGGUCAGAGCCGGUAAACCACAGCGAGGGCCCUUGGACGGAAGUUGUGGCGAGUCAGUGUGCAAGUAUUACGCCCAUGGACCCCGUCAUCAUAACGCCGGAUGACGUAGCUGAGGCGGUCCGUAGAGCCCCGAACUGGAAAAGUCCGGGACUCGACGGACUGCAUCACUACUGGCUGAAGGGGUUCAUGGUGUUACACACUGUGCCACACGCUGUGCUCGCCCGUCAGUUUCAAGAGGCUCUCAACCAGAAGUCGCUCCCUAGCCUCUUCACUAUUGUAGAAAAGGAGGAGAAGCGGACGUGGUUGUUGGAUAUUGGCAUUCCAAACUCGCAUAAUGUGCAGAAGUACAGCACUGAAAAGUUGACUAAGUACCAGCGGUUAGCUGAAGAAAUCCGACAGUUAAGGCGGCAGCAGCAGGUACUUAUCGUCCCGCUGAUUCUCUCUACCACGGGAGUUGUUCCUAAAUCCCUUACUGACAAUUUAGCUAAGCUCGGCAUCUAG
Molecule: messenger RNA, 1419 nt
Organism: Parnassius apollo (apollo)
Lineage: Eukaryota; Metazoa; Arthropoda; Insecta; Lepidoptera; Papilionidae
Source: the annotation of a GenBank genome assembly